Messenger RNA from Entamoeba invadens IP1, 288 nucleotides. RefSeq lists its product as hypothetical. Gene Ontology annotation, molecular function: RNA binding. The transcript has 3 exons. Gene Ontology annotation, cellular component: U4/U6 x U5 tri-snRNP complex; U6 snRNP; catalytic step 2 spliceosome. The record is from RefSeq and is a predicted model, not a curated record. The coding region runs from base 1 to 288 and encodes 95 amino acids. Gene Ontology annotation, biological process: mRNA splicing, via spliceosome. NCBI's taxonomy places the organism in Eukaryota, Evosea, Mastigamoebida, Endamoebidae.
AUGCUUUUUUACUCGUUUUUCAAAACGUUGAUUGGUAAAGAAGUUACCGUCGAAUUAAAAAACGACGCGAUCAUUACGGGUAAGCUCCUUGCUGUUGACCAACUUUUGAACGUCAAGAUGGAUACCUUGAAAAGCGACAACGCUCUCUUCCCGCAAUUCCAAACCCUCACGAACUGUUUCAUUCGUGGAAACACUAUUCGUUACAUCUCGAUGUCUGAGUCUCUUAUUGACAUACAACUCCUCCACGACGCGACGUUACUCGAAUUGAAUGAAGUCAAAGAUAAGUGA